AUGACCCCUCGUUAUGUCAAACCAAACCCUCCCCAACCCAACAAUCUUACAUUCAACUAUGGAGCCAGAAAUGGCAAUCAUAGUAGCAACAAACCUCGGGACGAAAUUUGCCACACUGCAUUUCGCCUCUGUGGACGCUACCAACGCUUCGAACUUAAACCUUCCGAGCACUCUUCGCGCCCUAAGAACACCCUUCAGAAAGAACGUUGUGAGGACUGCAAAGCUUGUAAAAAUUGUUUCGCGGCUAGAUACCAAAUACAUGAAUUCAGGUUUGCACCAGAAAGGGAAGGAUUUCGAGAGUUCCUCAAUAAUGAGCUAAUAGAACUGUGGACAGGAAAGAAUAGGCUGUUCGUGGAUGGAUUUGUCGACAGUGACAAUACGCCCUCUUUUGAUUUAAGGCAGAUUAUGGAUGUCAUUUCGAAAGCUCCGAAGAAAUUCAAGGAUGAAAAAAAAAUAGAGAACGCGAAAAAAAAACAGAUGCGCAAGCAACAGAGAAAGCAGCAAAGACAACGAGAAAGUACACCAGAAGUGGCAUGGGAAUUGCCUUUGCGAAUCCACUCCUCGCAGAUGGCACGCACACAUAGUUAUUCGCCUGACAAUGAGCAAGAUCGUUACCCAUUGAUGGAGCGCUCAUAUUCGCAGCCUUUGGGCUAG
Molecule: messenger RNA, 654 nt
Organism: Botrytis deweyae
Lineage: Eukaryota; Fungi; Ascomycota; Leotiomycetes; Helotiales; Sclerotiniaceae
Exons: 1
Coding region: 1-654 (217 amino acids)
Source: RefSeq, a predicted model, not a curated record